Messenger RNA from Colias croceus (clouded yellow), 3708 nucleotides. RefSeq names its product trafficking protein particle complex subunit 10 (gene SIDL). Gene Ontology annotation, cellular component: TRAPPII protein complex. Lineage: Eukaryota; Metazoa; Arthropoda; Insecta; Lepidoptera; Pieridae. The record is from RefSeq and is a predicted model, not a curated record. The transcript is spliced from 15 exons. Bases 235 to 3705 code for a protein of 1156 amino acids. Gene Ontology annotation, biological process: early endosome to Golgi transport; intra-Golgi vesicle-mediated transport.
UUGACAAAAUUUCGUUUUGACCACUUUGGAUUUCUUUUCGAAAUAAAAAGAAUUUGUAUUUGAUUACUGUAUUGUUUUUGCAUAUUUUACAUACUAGGCUGUAUUAAGAUUAUUUUUUUUAAUUGAGGUGGUCUCUAUUUAUAUGAUAGAAAUGUGGGUGGACUCCCCUUGUUAGCUAAGUAGGAUUUUUGGUGUCAUGUACAUAAAAUUAAGAAAAUUACUUGAUAAUGUAAAAUGAAGGGUGUAGAUAGUUCUCCAGCUAAUAAAGAAGGGAUGACAAAUAAACCAAUAAUAACAUGCGCGGGAGACUGGAACUUAUUCUGUACGUUAGAAGCUCCUUUGGUCGCUGCAAUACCACAGGAUUCCUGUGAGUGGAGGAGGUCAUAUGGACGCAUCACAAAAUUUGUUUAUCUGGAAUCCUCAUUCAUCAAAUAUAAGGACAAAGUACAAUCUGAACUGAAUUUGUUAAAACGUCCCAUUUUUCAUAUUUAUUGGACUGACUGUGUGGAUAUAGAAUAUUAUAAAACAACACUAAGAGAAGAUAUAGAAAUAUGGUUCAAACAAUUAGAGAAAAACAAUAUAACAGAUUGGAUGAUAGUUUUAGUGGAAACUUAUGAUAUAAGGAAGACAAACAAAUUGUUACCAAGAACAACAGUACUAGAUAAAAUUAAAGGUGAUUUUGCCGUAAAGCAAACAGAAGAUAGAUUUAUUUCUGUUAUAAAUCCUAUUAAAUCGGAAGCAAGAAGUGCUGAGUCAUGGAGGGCAUUGGUGGCGAAAAUCAGGCAUUUUGUUCUAGUGGCAUACAAUAAAGCACUAAAUAAAUUUGAGGAAUAUAUGAGAGAACAAAGGGAGAGACGAAAUGAUCCAGAAUGGGAUUUUUGUAAAUAUUUUAUUUUACAGGAGCAAUUAGCAUUUGUGCUAGAAAUGCUCGGUUUAUAUGAGGAGGCUCUAGUCCAAUACGAUGAAUUGGAUGCACUAUUUUCUCAAUUUGUACUCAAUUCCAAUGUAACAGAGAGUCCGAAAUGGCUUGAGACGUUCAAGCAACAGAUCACAUCCUGGCAGGCCAUUAGACUGACGCCCACGGUGCCACAACAUUUACGGGAACUUAUAAUUAAGCAGAAAGCCUCUCUAUUAGACUUUAGAAGCUAUUUAUUUAUACGACAAAGUGCCAUGUUGUUACUUACCGAUAAGCCAGAAGAGAUAGCCUCCCGCUGUCUCACAACCGUACACAACACGUUAGUAGAACUGCUACUACUAAAUGCGCAAUCAAUAGAUGGCGCUGCUGCGUGCUGGGCGCACCUCGCGUGCGUCGAGACGCUGCGUGUGUGCGAGUCAUGCACGGACAUGCAAGCGCCGUUGCUGCAUAAUGCUAAGGAUAAGCUGCACAUACUAGGCAAGCUGUGCGGUUUGCUACCCGGUUCUCCUGAACCUUCAUCAGAACAGCUACACCUCGUAGUUAUGCUAUCAGCAGGCAUGGGAGACACAGAGAACAAUAACAAACAGUCUCCCACAGUUAGGUUGAAGGAAGCACUUGGGAGUAAGACAAGCUUCCAGCAAUAUUAUUUGGAGCUAGCUGAAUUGGCUAUGGGCACGUAUAAGCAUAUUGGGAGAUUGAGAUUCGCACGACAAAUAGGAAGGGAUUUAGCAGCAUUCUAUUCAGAACUGGGGGAGACUAGCAAAGCAGUUGUGUUCCUUGUUGAUGCACUACGAUCUUAUGAAGAACAGGACUGGAGAGAACUGGCUGCUCAAACCAGACUCGAAUUGGUCGCCGCUGCUAAGAAAAUGAAUGAUUUUGAUAGAUACACAACUCUGUCUGCAAGGAUAGCAAGCACAGCCGAAUUAGAGAUUCUAGUCAGACACUUCUAUUUCGAAGAGAUGAUGAAAUCCAUUAAAGAGAACCUCACUGAAAAAGAUUCUGUUCAAGCCGAGCUCAAUGAUUGUUUUCGUAUAAUCUCAGCAACUUUACUGCCGUCCGAACGUGGUGUUUACAUAACUGAUAAUAAGGUUCAAUGUCGCUUGGUCGUGGAGAGCUUUCUACCGAAGGACGUUGUAUGUACCCGGUCUGCGAUCUGUGUAGAUAUGUACGAGGAUAAGACGGACAAACAGACACCAGUUAAGAACUAUAAGACUGAUUUAAGUAGUGUAGGUACACAGGCUAGUCCGAAGAAGUCGAAUGAUGACGUCACACCUAGUAAUUUUAUCACGAGUAUAAGACUGGACGAUUUAAAACCUAAGAAUCCUCUACUAGACCCUAUGCACAUAACCUCUAAACUGCACUACAAGGAAGACAAAUCCCUCCAAAAAGCGACAGUCGAAUGUCAAAACCCAAAGAUGGCUCUCAAACGAUCGGAUAGCGCUAAAUAUAGGAAACCAUCGGCGCCAGUACGAACCAAUUACGAACAUUGUUUCAAAAAUGAAAACGUUAUAAUCCGGCCAGGUGUGAAUGACAUUUUACUGGAGUGCAUAGCAGAUAAAUGUGGGGUGUUCAAACUUGGUCUGGUUUGCUUAUUGAUUGAAGGGAAAUUGGAGUAUAUUUCCGAUGUAUUGGUUAAUACGAAAAUGGGUUAUGAGGUGGUGACACAGGGUGUUAGUGUUUAUUUGAAUAAGGUUGAGCCGAAAAAGGAUUUGGUGGCUGGCUUGGAACACGAUAUGGAGUUGGUUGUUAGUAACGGAAGUUCUAGAUUGCAAGAGAACACAAUCCACCUCCGAGCGUCCACAGGGCUCCAUCUUCGCUACAGAACUAACGCGGCCCUCGCUCGUGAGCUGACCAUACCACUGGAAGCCGCGGAACCGUUCCACACCACCAAGAUACCACUCAGACUCUUCGCUGUGCUGAUGCCCAAGCGCGAGAAGAGUAUAGAGCAUACGGUGUGGAUAACCAGUCCCUGGCUAGACGCAGUAAUGGAAGUGCCACUCCACUUUUCACCCCCUAUGAUAGCUAGUUGGAAACUCCUAACAUCAAACACUAGGAAACUAGUGCACGUCACGCUCAAGUCGACUGUGGCACAUAACAUACAGUUUAUACUGACGGAACCAAAGUUGGACUGUGAUGGUAAUACAACGGUGUCUGAUUUGAAUCCGAAGCAAUGUGAAACUAUGACAGUAGCCUCCGACGGUACGAUCGCAUCAUUCAUGUGGGAGUUACUCAAAGACCCGCUAGUUAAAGCUGGGCCAAUGAAAUUGAACUUCACUGUACAAUACCGACUUGUAGAGGAAGAAAUUUCCAGAACAUUCGCUUGCCCCUUCGAUGUACAGGAUUGUACGACGUUGUUCGUGAUACGAACUAAGUUGGAGCCCGGUAAGGGGUCGGAUUUCUGUAGGGCGAGCCAAGUUUGCUGCUUGCAUUUGAGUGUGCAACGGGUUAAUGAAACUGAUUACACAUCAUUGAUGUAUGAAGUGUUGGCUGAUCAGACUAUGUGGGCUGUGUUGGGGAGGACUGCUGGUGUUAUAACAAUGGAAAUGAAUACCGGUGAACCACAAUGUGUCACUUUGGACGUCAUGCCGCUAGUGGCCGGCUACCUACCGUUGCCGACUGUUCGCCUGUCGAAGUACAUCGCCGCUAAUACCAAAGAUCCAAAAAAGGACAUAUCGGCCCACCCUCGACUGGAACCAUUCAGUCCAGGACAAGUUUUUCACGCAGGAAAAACCAAACAGGUGCAUGUACUCGCACCAGCACCUAAAGAGCACUUGGAUAUCACCGUUUAGUAA